GCGCAAAAGGGGGUGAAGGUGAAAUAUGGCCGGGAUCAGCUGGUGAGAGGAACACGCCCUGCAAACGCGUCGAGACCCUCGAUUUGUUCGGUCCCCACAGCGACAGAUGCGGGGGGGAUUAUUGGGAUUGGGAUUGGGGUCGGAAGCUGGGGAAACGGAGUCGCCAGGACUGCUUCUGAGACAAGGACCGAGGAGGCAGAGCAGCCAAAGCCUGGGCGCUGAAGCAAUAACGAUAAUGAGUGAGAGGGCAAAACGAAGGACGCAGUGGGGAAGAGUGAUUAGUAGGGGAGAGCACGGCGUUGAUGGAAAGUUGGCUCAGGGGAAACACUUUCGCAGAGCCAAUCAGAAGUCGCCGAGACGGGCAUGGCACGGGGCCAGCUAGCCCCAAAGUGUGUACUUAGGGCGAUGAAACACGAGGCGCCCAACGGUUGUGGGCGCACUUGGGCAAUUCUUCAG
Messenger RNA from Westerdykella ornata, 456 nucleotides. RefSeq lists its product as uncharacterized. The coding region runs from base 107 to 382 and encodes 91 amino acids. The transcript has a single exon. Lineage: Eukaryota; Fungi; Ascomycota; Dothideomycetes; Pleosporales; Sporormiaceae. The record is from RefSeq and is a predicted model, not a curated record.